Messenger RNA from Tupaia belangeri chinensis (Chinese tree shrew), 3732 nucleotides. Its product is annotated as sphingosine 1-phosphate receptor 1. Gene Ontology annotation, molecular function: sphingosine-1-phosphate receptor activity. Lineage: Eukaryota; Metazoa; Chordata; Mammalia; Scandentia; Tupaiidae. The record is from RefSeq and is a predicted model, not a curated record. Gene Ontology annotation, cellular component: membrane. Gene Ontology annotation, biological process: G protein-coupled receptor signaling pathway.
UUAGGCAUUAACCCCUCCCAGUCUCUUCCUAAAGAAGCCACUCAGCCUUGGCGCGGCGCUAGGCGACUUCACCUCGCAGGCAAGCGCUGGCCGUGGCGAGCGGAGCUGGCCAUUGGAGUGCACGGCUGCGGAGGGAGGGGACCCCGACUGCAGUAAGUUUGAAAAAGCACCACGCAGUCAGUCGCGGGCAGCAGCAAGAUGCCGAGAGCUCCGUGCAGACUCCGACCUCUCCGAACACAACUUCGUCCUGCCUGAGAGAGGCUGCGGUUUCCGAGGCCCUCUCCAGCCAAGGAAAAGCUACAGAAAAAGCCUGGAUCUCUGAAUCAUCCCUGGGGCGAGUGAAGGCUCUCUCGGCCUCGCCCUCGCCCUCUAGCGUUCGUCGGAAGAAGCGCCACCCCCCCAGGUUCUUGGGGGCUCAUCAGGCACCAUGGGGUCUACCAGCAUCCCGCUGGUCAAGGCCCUCCGCAGCUCAGUCUCCGACUAUGUCAACUAUGAUAUUAUCGUGCGGCAUUACAACUACACGGGAAAGCUGAACAUCAGCGCGGAGAAGGAGAACGGCAUUAAACCGACUUCGGUGGUCUUUAUUCUCAUCUGCUGCUGUAUCAUCCUGGAGAACAUCUUUGUCUUGCUGACCAUUUGGAAAACCAAGAAGUUCCACCGACCCAUGUACUACUUUAUUGGCAACCUGGCCCUCUCGGACCUGUUGGCAGGAGUAGCCUACACAGCCAACCUACUCUUGUCCGGAGCCACCACUUACAAGCUCACCCCUGCACAAUGGUUUCUGCGGGAAGGGAGUAUGUUUGUGGCCCUGUCUGCCUCCGUGUUCAGCCUGCUAGCCAUCGCCAUCGAGCGCUAUAUCACCAUGCUGAAGAUGAAACUCCACAACGGGAGCAACAGCUUCCGAUCCUUCAGGGCCUGCUGGGUCAUCUCCCUCAUUCUGGGAGGCCUACCCAUCAUGGGCUGGAACUGUAUCAGCCUGCUGGCCAGCUGCUCCACCGUGCUGCCGCUCUACCACAAGCACUAUAUCCUCUUCUGCACCACGGUCUUCACUCUGCUCCUGCUCUCCAUCGUCAUUCUGUACUGCAGGAUCUACUCCUUGGUCAGGACUCGGAGCCGCCGACUCACCUUCCGCAAGAACAUCUCCAAGGCCAGCCGCAGCUCAGAGAAGUCGCUGGCACUGCUCAAGACAGUGAUUAUCGUCCUGAGUGUCUUCAUCGCCUGCUGGGCUCCCCUCUUCAUCCUCCUCCUGCUAGACGUGGGCUGCAAGGUGAAGACCUGUGACAUCCUCUUCCGAGCGGAGUACUUUCUGGUCUUGGCGGUGCUCAACUCCGGUUCCAACCCCAUCAUUUACACUCUGACCAACAAGGAGAUGCGGCGAGCCUUCAUCCGGAUCAUGUCCUGCUGCAAGUGCCCCAGCGGAGACUCCGCAGGCAAAUUCAAGAGACCCAUCAUCGCAGGCGUGGAAUUUAGCCGCAGUAAAUCAGACAACUCCUCCCACCCCCAGAAGGACGAUGGGGACAACCCAGAGACUAUUAUGUCUUCUGGAAACGUCAACUCUUCUUCCUAAAACUGAAAGCUGCCAUCUCAUGGGAGCUCUCCUACCCGGUCACCCACCACCCUGGUGUUUUGGAAAAAAAAAAAAAAAUCUCUGGGCCUCAACUGCUGCCAGGGAGGAGCUGCCACGCCAGAGGGAGGGAGGAGGACAAUGCAACAGCCUGGUGGUGCCGGGGGUUGGUGGGUAGAGCUAGCUCCAUGAACAAUGCACUGGGAAGGGUGGAGAUCAGGUCCUGGCCUGAAAUACAUUUCCUCCUCCCGCGGAGCUUUGAUUUUGCACUGAGCCAAAGGUCUAGCAUUGUCAAGCUCCUGAAGGGUUUAUUUGGCCCCUCCUCAAAGACUAAUGUCCCCAUGUGAAAGCUUCGAUUGGUCUGGAGCUUUGUGGAGAAGAUGUGUUCUUUCACUUUAGUUUCAAACCCAAUGAGUAUGUGCACUUCUGCUUCUGUAGGGAUGACUGCACAUCUGCACAUCGCUCCUCCCUUCCCCUUCAUACCCUUCCUCAAUGUUCUUUUACUUUAUAUUUUAAACUACCUGGUAUUUGUCAGAACCGAGGUUGUGGCAUGGUCCAUUUCUUGAUCAUUUGGAGCAGAUUGGUCAGUCGGAGUUGGCAGGCCAUGAGAAGAUGGAGAUGAUAUGGAGAUGUAAAGCAGUAUCAUUUGCUGAGGCCAAAGUUUCCAAUGUACGCUGGAUCCGUUUUCUGGAAUUUGGUUGAAGUCACUUUGAUUUUUUUUAACACCUUUACUAUGAAAUGUGUUACAGUUUCAUAUCCAUUGUGGUUGAAAUCUGCACAAUGAAGUCCACUUUAUCUUAAUGAUAUCAGAUAGGAGAAAAGAGGAACACAAGGUGAGAACUGAAGGGAUAAUUUUAUGUAAACCAAGGGGAUGUUUUUCAUUGAAUUAGUCUAACAAAUACAACAUCUGUCUUUGGCACUUUUCUGGAAGUUUAUUUCGGAAUGUUGUGUGAUUCAUUUCAAUGAACAGGAGAGUUGUAUUUGUUCUGUUAAAAGUACUUUUCAUGAUUUUUGAAUGUAUUUGCUUCAGCCAGAGGUCAUAUUAUUGGAUUUUUCUAACCUGUGUUAACACCACUGAAUGUGUAUUUCUUAAAAAAAAAAAAAAAAAAAUACCAUCCUCGUAUGCCCUUAAAGCAUUACUUUAACUGGUAGAGAACACCAGACGUUUUUCAGUUCAGCUGUUCAGUAGAUAGUAAUUGAAGAUGUGUGUCACUGUUACAAAGAAUAAAAAUAUACCACUGUCUCUUUAGUAUGGUUUUCAGUGCAAUUAAAUCAAGCAAUGUCUUGUUUUUUAAAAAAUAGUAUUUAAUAGGUUUCUGACUUUGGAUCAUUUUGCACAUAGCUUUAUCAACUUUUAAACAUUAAUAAACUGAUUUUUUGUAAAGAUCCCUUUGUGAAGAGCAUUUUUAACCACAAUUAUUAAGAUGUUUUAUUUGAUCAUGUGGCUAUUCUUUGGAAUAGAAGGUAAAGGCAAUUUUCUGUUACUCAAAGGAUUUUACCUUGAUCAACUAGGGUGUGAAAAAAAUGUGGUUUGUUCAGAAACCACUCUACCUUUUUCAGGAAGAGAAACUUCAAUAAGUUAACACUGAAGGCUAGUAAAGAAGGAGAUAAAAACCACCAACCUCCUGAAUACCACAUUGGCAAGUAAAUGUUAUUGUUUGGGUUUUAAAUUGCAUUUGAGCCAAACUAAAUUAAGUACAGUAAUUCUACUCUAAAACAUGGGUUUUUAAAGAAAAUGUAUACAACACUGUAGUUGUAAAUCUAAUACUCAGACUAGUUCGAACCCAUCAACAAACACAUAUAUUCUUGGAGUUCUACCAACAGAGGGAAGGGAGAAUGUGUAAAGCGGGAUGUGAGAGAUAAAAUUAAAUCACUUUAUUUUUAUCAGUACACAGGUUUGGCUUCUCCAAGUCUGUUUUAUGAACACUAUGGAAAUAUACAACAGCAAUGAAAUGGCUAUUUGUAGAAUAUGGACUGUGUAGCAUAGCAUCUUUUAUUUGAAAACUUUCUUCACGAUAUCUGAAAGAUUUAACAUUCCUAGGCUUCAGUUUCUCCAGCUAAAAAUGAAAGCAAGGCAUCUUGCAAGCACCACAGAAUUAUGAUAAUCAUGGUUUUGAUUGAAAUGGCAAUGUGUUUUCCUUGUUGGGGAUUAAAUCAGUUCUUCAGUA